AUGGUCGAGGCACAGGAAGCGGCGACGGCGGCGCUGACGACGACAAAGGCUCCGGAACUUGAGGCACACGUCGAGAGGCGGUCGGACGGCUGUGAAGAGGUGACGGGAGACGAAGACGCGGUGGACAGUCAGAGGAAGACAACGAAGUCGAAGAAGAAGAAGAAGAAGAGCGCCAAGAAGAAAAAGAAAAGUACAGCCACGGCCAGUGUUGGCUCUAAGGCGCCGCCGUUCCGAGGCGUGUCGGGGUUCACCGACAGCUAUGUGGCCUUGGGACAGACGGACCCACCUACGAUUCCCAUUGAGGAGCUCUAUGCCGACGGUCAGUACCCCGAGGGCGAGAUUCAGGCCCAUCCUGGCGACUUUAAUACGUUUCGCACAACGAGCGAAGAGAAGCGUGCACUGGACCGCGCACAGGAAGAUUUGUAUGCGACGGUGCGCCACGCCGCAGAAGUGCACCGUCACGUGCGCAAAUUCGCACAGAGCAUCAUUAAGCCAGGCGUGAAGCUCAUUGAUAUGUGCACGCAGCUCGAGAACAAGAACCGCGAGCUGGUUGUGGAGGCGGGUUUUGCGCGUGGCAUUGGCUUUCCUACCGGUUGUUCGUUGAACCACGUCGCGGCUCACUAUACGCCGAACUCGGGCGAUGAGACGGUUCUGUCUUACGGGGACGUGAUGAAGGUGGAUUUUGGCACGCACGUUAAUGGACGCAUCAUUGACAGCGCGUGGACAGUAGCGUUCGACCCGCAGUUUGAUCCGCUUCUUGAAGCAGCCAAGGCUGCGACAGAGGCCGGUAUUGCGCAUGCAGGCAUUGAUGCCCGUUUGGGCGAGAUCGGUGGCUCUAUUCAGGAAGUCAUGGAGUCAUAUGAAGUCACGAUUGAGGGCAAGACUCAUACGGUCAAGUCGAUUCGUAACCUGAACGGCCACUCUAUUGGUCCGUACCAGAUCCACGGUGGCAAGAGCGUGCCGAUUGUGAAGACGGACGAUCAGACCAAGAUGGAGGAGGGCGAGAUUUUUGCCAUUGAGACGUUUAACACCACUGGCCGUGGCUACGUGGUUGAAGACGGCGAGUGCUCGCACUACGCUAAGGCAUUCGAUGUGCCUCAUGUGCCUUUGCGUCUGCCCCGCGCCAAGAAGCUGCUAGGACACAUCACUCGUACAUUCGGCACGUUGCCUUGGUGCCGCCGGUGGAUCGAACGUGAGGACGGUGGCUCGGCCACUAUCAACCCAAAGGGCGCCAAGCAGGAGAAAUAUCUCAUGGCUCUGAAGAAUUUGGUGGAUACGGGCAUCGUUACGGCAUACCCGCCGCUCGUGGACGUGAAGGGUAGCUACACGGCGCAAUACGAGCACACGAUCGUCUUGCGUCCCACCUGCAAGGAGGUCGUGUCUCGCGGCGACGAUUAUUAA
Molecule: messenger RNA, 1401 nt
Organism: Hyaloperonospora brassicae
Lineage: Eukaryota; Oomycota; Peronosporomycetes; Peronosporales; Peronosporaceae
Source: the annotation of a GenBank genome assembly